GGGAGUGCAGGGCAGAGGAGGACAGGACAGGACAAGACGUCGACAACAACUACUACCACACUACUACUACUAUCACCGCCGCCGCCGCCUCCUCCUCCUCCGCGGCGUUUUGGGCUGUGCGACCUCUUCACUAACGUUCAUUGGUUCCGCGGCGAUGAAUUCCCUGGAGCAGGCUGAAGAUCUGAAGGCUUUUGAGAGGAGAUUGACAGAGUACGUCUCCUGUUUACAACCUGCGACAGGACGUUGGCGAAUGAUUCUCAUAGUUGUUUCAGUGUGUACUGCAACAGGUGCCUGGAACUGGUUAAUAGAUCCUGAAACACAAAAGGUAUCUUUCUUCACAUCGCUAUGGAAUCAUCCAUUCUUUACAAUUAGUUGUAUAACUCUUAUUGGUUUAUUUUUUGCUGGAAUACAUAAAAGAGUGGUUGCACCAUCAAUUAUUGCUGCAAGAUGUCGAACUGUCCUGGCAGAGUACAAUAUGUCAUGCGAUGAUACUGGAAAGCUUAUAUUAAAGCCCAGACCUCACGUACAAUAACAAAUCUGCAGGUCAUUCAUUCGUGGCUCUUCGAAAAUGUGAAAAUACUGCAAAAGUCCACUGAUCAGCCUCUUCCAGAAUCAGCUCCUUAUUUGCACAUCAGUAAAGAUCCUCGGAUUAGGAAAAUUAUCAGCAAUAAGGAUGCGUUAUUUUAUAAGAAAUCCAGGACUCCAGCUAGCAGGUUGUACAAAAUACAAUUGGCAAUUCUUUUUCUGAAUUUAAAUGUCACCGGGUCACUUUAAUUUAUUGAUAAGAUCCUAAAUUCUUCUGUUUUAACUUCUGAGCUGGACUUUAUUCCUUUAUAUUUUAAUAUGAUGCUUUUUGUACCUAUUGUAUAUACAUACUCAUUAAAUACAGUAACAAGAAAUUUAAAAACUGAUUCUCAUUGAUUGAGAAUUGGGUUAAAUGUAUAAAACAAUGUUCCAACAAGACAUCAAAUCUAUUGUGUACUUCUCAUUAUUGUUUUGUCCUGAUGAACAUAUGCCUCUAAGACAAAAAUGGUUAGCAUAUCUUGUUCAACUUUGUUGCCAAGACACCUUUGCUGUUCACCUAUCUGUUAUAAGGCACCUCUGUCCUUGUUGCAUCUAGGCUGCAGAUGAAUUAAAGGGAUGGAUAAUCAGUACUUCAGGUGAUAACUUGAAUCCUUAACUCAUUCACAUCAUGUUACAUAAUUGUUUUGCAAACUGUUGCACAAAAAAAUUGAAGAUUCUACCAUCACUUUUCAAUUAUGCACAGACUUGUGCGGUUGUGUAUAAGUUAUAAUUCACAUUUUUGAAUCUUGCUUUAUUAUACUUCUGGAACUUAUUACAGUAUUACUUUUGCCUCUAGAUGUAUUUUAAUGACUUGAAUGAUUUACAUUUUUAAAUUUUAAAAGCAUCAUGACAUUGUAACUGUUUUUUCAGCCACUUAAAUUUUGUAGGCCUGUGUACAUAGCAAUAAACCAUUU
Molecule: messenger RNA, 1478 nt
Organism: Callorhinchus milii (elephant shark)
Lineage: Eukaryota; Metazoa; Chordata; Chondrichthyes; Chimaeriformes; Callorhinchidae
Gene: cnep1r1
Product: CTD nuclear envelope phosphatase 1 regulatory subunit 1
Exons: 6
Coding region: 155-532 (125 amino acids)
Cellular component (GO): cytoplasm; Nem1-Spo7 phosphatase complex
Source: RefSeq, a predicted model, not a curated record